AUGCACAAUCACAACUCAUCAAGUAUAAAAAAAAAUUCAGCUAAACGACAACGAACGUAUGAUUUUGGUGAUAUUGUUGGAUUAAAAGUUUCAGAUGUUGAUCGUACAAAUACUUCCUCCACCAUUUUACCAUGUAAAAUAAUUGAUAAAUAUGUCCGAAAUGGUGAAUUUAUCUACACAGUUGCUACAAAAGAUGGUAUUAUAAAAGAACAUUUUGACUCAUUGACGCUUUUAGAUCUCACAACAGCGAAUUUUGGAUCAUUACGAGCUAUUAAUAUUGAUGAAUUACCUACAAUUACUUUCAUUCAAGCAAGUCAAAUUUACACAAAUUUUAAAUCAACAGAAACUUGUAAAUGUUUCGCACCUUCUAUUCAGAUGUAUACAAUGCGUCACUUUUUUGAAACAAUUCAACUACGAUUAUUUUUUUAUUUAAAUGCAUCGACAAUGUUAUGGAUGGUUUCGUCGAAAAUCGGAAGAUUCUUUUUGUUCGUUGGCCUAAAAGAUACAGCUGAAAGAAACCAGCGUUUGUUGAAACAACCGAAUGUUCGCAUUCUUUAUAAUCUCGAUGACAGUAUUUUGAAAAACUCAUUCUCACGAUCUCCUUUUCGACAUUAA
This is a messenger RNA of Rotaria sordida, 615 nucleotides long. The record is from the annotation of a GenBank genome assembly. Lineage: Eukaryota; Metazoa; Rotifera; Eurotatoria; Philodinida; Philodinidae.